Podospora anserina S mat+ is the source of this 1110-nucleotide messenger RNA. RefSeq lists its product as uncharacterized. The transcript has 2 exons. The record is from RefSeq and is a predicted model, not a curated record. Lineage: Eukaryota; Fungi; Ascomycota; Sordariomycetes; Sordariales; Podosporaceae. Bases 1 to 1110 code for a protein of 369 amino acids.
AUGGCCGGAAAGAUAGUAACCAGAUCCUCGGGUUGGGCCCGCCGAUCACAACCUUCAUGGACCAACAUCCUGACCCUCUUCGCUUGCUUGGCCUGUCACGCCUUGGCCUCCACACCAGAUGGCCCUGAGCCUGUCGAGACAUUGAUAAUCGACACCAGAAGUCCAUACAAGACAGACAAUGGGUGGGUGAUGCUUUCACCAAGAGACGCGGAAGACUGGAAGCAGUGGAAGAAGCGUCAGAACGACAAGGACGACGACGAGGACGAGAAAUCAAGCUCAACAGCCAAGCCAUCAGUAACAACAACAUUCGCCAUCGUUGCUGGAAAGCCCACACAAAGCAGCACUACAUCUUCCGAGACCGCCCCAAGCGCCCUGCCAACACAUCUCGACAGCUUGGCCUCUGGGUUCAAGGAAGGAUCCAACGGUGAUCCCAACGCAUGCCCCAAAUUCAUCAACUGGUUCCUCAACACCCCCGAGUUCAAGGAGUGCUACCCCCUCUCCAUGCUCCUCGAUCACUCCAAAUCCUUCUUCGACGCCCAGCGCUCCCCGGUAACCAUCACCCGCACCCUCGACGCCACCUGCGCAGCCAACGCCACCCGCUGCUCCCAGUACUUUGCCCAGCUAGCCCAAAACUUCACCUCGACGGAAAACUGCGGCAAUGACUACACCUGGGGCACACCCGCCAUCGUCAACACGUACAAGGCCAUGGUUGCCUACGCGCCCAUUUAUAGUGUUGGCUGUUUACGGGAUGAGAAGACGUCGGCGUACUGCUUUGCCAAUGCCGUGGGCAACACCACCAGCAGGGGGAACACUUAUUUGUACACCCUCCUCCCGUUCAACAAGAGCUUGCCUGGGAGUAGCGUGACGACGUGUGACGAAUGUACGAGGCAGACGAUGAAUAUCUACCAGGCGUCGACGGCGGAUAGGAGACAGCAGAUCAGCCUGACGUAUGAGGGGGCCGCGAAGCAGAUUAAUCUUGUUUGCGGGCCGGGGUUUGUGCAGGAGACGCUGGCGCCCGAGGCGGUGAGGAGUUGGGCGGGGAGGAAGGGGAGGGUGGUGGAGUGGACGGGGUUUGGGGUUGUGAUGGGGGUGUUGGUGUGGUUGAUUUAA